GGCGUAGGCGGCUGGCGCGAGCGGAGGAGCUCACUGGUACCCGAGGUUCCACUUCUCCCGUCCCCCCACCUCCCCUCGCACCUCUUCUUCGGCGGGAGCCCUCGCGACGCGCCCGGCCCGGAGCCCUCAGCGGAGCGGCCGCGUUUGAAGGAUGACCUCUAGGAAGAAAGUGUUGCUGAAGGUUAUCAUCUUGGGGGAUUCUGGAGUUGGCAAGACAUCACUCAUGAACCAGUAUGUGAACAAGAAGUUCAGUAACCAGUAUAAAGCUACCAUAGGAGCAGACUUUCUGACGAAGGAGGUGAUGGUGGAUGACAGACUAGUUACAAUGCAGAUCUGGGACACAGCAGGACAGGAGCGGUUCCAGUCUCUUGGGGUGGCCUUCUACAGAGGCGCAGACUGCUGCGUCCUGGUAUUUGAUGUGACUGCCCCCAACACUUUCAAGACCCUUGAUAGCUGGAGAGAUGAGUUUCUCAUCCAGGCCAGUCCCCGCGAUCCUGAAAACUUCCCCUUCGUAGUGCUGGGAAACAAGAUUGACCUGGAGAACAGACAAGUGGCCACAAAGCGGGCUCAGGCCUGGUGCUACAGCAAAAACAACAUUCCUUACUUUGAAACCAGUGCCAAGGAAGCCAUCAAUGUGGAGCAGGCGUUCCAGACGAUUGCAAGGAACGCACUUAAGCAGGAAACAGAGGUAGAGCUGUACAAUGAAUUUCCUGAACCCAUCAAACUGGACAAGAAUGACCGGGCUAAGGCCUCCGCUGAAAGCUGCAGUUGCUGAAGGGGCAGCGAGAGCAGAGCAGAGUCCUUCACGAACCAAGAACACACUUAGGCCUUCCAACACAAGCCCCGUCCUCCUCCAAACAAAACAGAGUGAUCUCUCAUACCCCGCUGCCAAAAGAAACACCACCAGACACACACACACACACACACACACACACACACACACACACACCAGAUACAAGCAGACAGACUCCUGUCCUGGCCUAGGAGGUCUGUCCACCCACACAUCAGCCCUGGGAUGGCAGCCUGACAGACCGCUGUAGAAAUCGUUCUGGUGUAGAGUCAGCAUCAGAGACGUGAUACUUUUUUGUCCAGUGGAGAGAGAAAACUGUUUACAGUCAAUUUGUGUCUAAUUAGUUCUUUCGAUUUUUUUCUUUCUUGCUUUUUUUUUUUUUUUUUUAAUUUUAAUGGUCUUGUGCCCUUUCUACCCCCCAACCCCUCCCUCCUAUGAAAGCUCCCACUGGGAAGGCUGGUGCCCCAUGCUUCAUUACAGGCUCACACCCAGCCUGAUCAGGCUGAGUUUUGUAUGUAUCUGUUAAUGCUUGUUACUUUUAACUAAUCAGAUCUUUUUACAGUACCCAUUUAUUAUGUAAUGCUUCUUAGGAAAAAAAAAAGUCUUAUAGUACAUGUUAAUAUAUGCAACCAAUUAAAAAUGUAUAAAUUAGUGUAAGAAAUUCGUGGAUUAUGUGUUUAAGUCCUGUCAUGCAGGCGUCUAAGAUGGAGGGUGGAACCCUGUCUGGAUUGAAGAGUUAGUGACUCCGAGUUCAGAAACCCAGCUAGAGGCAGUAUUCUGUACAGUAGAUACAAGAAUUAUGUACUCCUUUUAUCAAAGACUUAAGAGCCAAAAAGCUUUUCAUCUCUCCAGGGGGAAAUUAUCUAGUUUCCUUCUGUAUCUAAAUUUUCCAAAAGAUUGAUUUGCAUCAUACAGUGGUAUGUACAAUGGAUAAAAAUGGCUGUUGUUUCAGAAAUUAAAAUUCAUGUUUCUUCUUUUUUCUCCCCCUCUGCUCCAUACUUCAAACCUCCCCUAUUUGAUCAGCAUCUAAGUGGGAAGGGAAAGUCCUAAGAGAUCUGUCCUAGUGAUUUUACCUUUGUUCUAGAAGGCACUCCCCUCAAGGCGUGGUAUCCCUAGUCUAGCAGACAUUUCUCUCCCACCCCCAUCCUCACACCGCCCAUCACUGACUAACCUGUUUCUUUGGUGUGGAACCCUGGCAGUUCUGCCCCUAGGACCUGCCCCUGCACAGUAGCUUGCUUAAAGAGGCACUUCCCUUUUUCCAGCGGUCUGCAUUCUAGGGUGUGGGCCGAGUUCUUCUGUAAAGAGAUGAACGUGAUGCCAAUAAAAUGUAACAAGAACAAAGAUAAA
Molecule: messenger RNA, 2137 nt
Organism: Erinaceus europaeus (western European hedgehog)
Lineage: Eukaryota; Metazoa; Chordata; Mammalia; Eulipotyphla; Erinaceidae
Gene: RAB7A
Product: RAB7A, member RAS oncogene family
Exons: 6
Coding region: 152-775 (207 amino acids)
Biological process (GO): phagosome-lysosome fusion; endosome to lysosome transport
Cellular component (GO): late endosome; lysosome; phagocytic vesicle
Molecular function (GO): GTPase activity; GTP binding
Source: RefSeq, a predicted model, not a curated record